AAUGUUUACGUCCUAACCUUAUUUUUUUACUUAAAAUUAAUGAAAGGAGAAACGAGGCUACCAAUUAAACAGAAUAUAAACAUGGAUUCUGAAGAAAGUACUAUAAAAGUGGGUGACCACAUUAUUGUUCAAAGACAAGGAUACACAAAACUACAUAAAUUGAAAGCUCGUGGUAGAUUAAUAUUAGGUUCUUUCAAUAUAGAAAUGGACAAUAUUAUAGGAGAGAAAUAUUUUGAUACCUUUCAAAUGAAAAAUAUGCCAGGAAACAAAAAACUCUACAUAUUAGAAAAAGUAGAACAAAUAAAUUCUGCAGUAAACAGCCUUAACAUUGAAACAUCUGGGGCAGACAACAGGAAUAUUCCCAACAAUGCUGAUUCACAGAGUCUCACAAAAGAUGAUAUUGACAGACUUGUAGAUACUGAACUCAGUUCCAACAAUAUAGUGGGCCAACUUAUAAACAAUUCCAAAACAUUUUCUAUGAAGACAGGGUACUCACAGGAGAAGUAUAUAAAGAAAAAAGAAAAGAAGUAUUUUGAAUAUGUUCAGAUUAAGAAACCUAGUAUUCGGAUACUUGUUCAAAUGUUUUAUAGACAAGAUACAACAAAAACUUUGGGAAUAAGAAUAGAUGAUUUGUCACAGAUAUUAACAUAUGCGAAUAUUCAUCCUGAAGGCAAUCAUGUUUUGUAUGACAGUGGGACAUCAGGUUUGAUGAGUGCUGCAAUAACUAAUGCUAUUGGUCCUAAUACUAAAGGUCAACUUAUCCACAUGCAUCCUGGAAAUGAAUGUCAAAAAAGUGCUUUCAUAGCUAUGCAAUUUCCAAAAGAACAAGUAGAUAGAUGUACAAAUGUGAACUUAUAUUCUGUUUUGAGAUGCUUCUACCAACAAAAGGAAAGUUUCUCAGAAAAAGCUUCUAUUGAUUGCCAUCAAUCAGAAAACUCUGAAGGUGAACCACAAACAAAGAAACUGAAGCUAGACAAUAGUACAGAAGAUAAAAAAGACCUUAGUGAAGAAGGUAAUACGCAAGAAUCCAAGAAAAGUUCAAAUGAUCCUACUCAUAAAAGGAUUUGGCAGAUAGAAAAUGAAAAGGCAUGUAGAAUUCUUGAACAAAAAGUAGAUUCCCUUGUGAUUACAGUAAAGGAACAUCCUGUAAAUAUUGUGAAGGAAUUAUUACAAUUUCUACAUGGCAAUAGACAUUUUGUAGUAUUUAGCAGUUUAAAAGAGUUACAGCAUGAUUUAUAUUUUUAUUUAAAAAGUCGUGCAGAUAUAAUUAAUAUAAGGGUCUGUAACAGUUUUAUGAGAAACUAUCAAGUACUGCCAAACAGGACACAUCCUGAGGUUAAUAUGACCACUGGUGGUUACAUUUUAACAGGAUACAAGUUAAGUGAAUAGUUUUGUAAAUAAAUAGGUAUAAUAAUUAUUAUUUUUAAUAAAAGUAUUAAAUGUG
Messenger RNA from Diabrotica balteata, 1444 nucleotides. The record is from the annotation of a GenBank genome assembly. NCBI's taxonomy places the organism in Eukaryota, Metazoa, Arthropoda, Insecta, Coleoptera, Chrysomelidae.